Messenger RNA from Capsicum annuum, 1047 nucleotides. RefSeq names its product glycine-rich RNA-binding protein 4, mitochondrial. Bases 365 to 796 code for a protein of 143 amino acids. Gene Ontology annotation, molecular function: mRNA binding. The transcript is spliced from 5 exons. Lineage: Eukaryota; Viridiplantae; Streptophyta; Magnoliopsida; Solanales; Solanaceae. The record is from RefSeq and is a predicted model, not a curated record.
AUUAUUGAUACAUAGAUAUAGAUUUAAACCAAAUUAAAUAAAAAUUAACUUAUUCAAUCGAUCCUAUUUAUUAUUUGUAUUAAUUUUUACCUAAAUCAUGAACACUCGUAUCAGAUGGAGGGGAUCAAGUAAUAUAGGACGGGGAGAGUAGCUCCCACACAAAAGUCUCAACAAGUCAAAAGGUACAAUACCUCAAAGCACUCACUUGAGGCUAUAAAAUAACCAAAGAUAUUUUUCCUCUCACAACACCUCUUUCGCUAUACUCCCUUUCUACAUACAAAUUUGAGCAGUGGCUUAAACCCUAGCCGCUCCUCCUUAAACCCUGUAACUUCUUUUUCUCAGAUUUGUGAAUUUGUCUGCACAAAUGGCUUACUACAACAAACUCGGUGGUCUGUUGAGGCAGGGCAUUUCCACAGGAAAUGCAGUAAGUGCAAAUUCGCCAACUCCAGCAAUGCUCGAUGCCAUCCGGUGCAUGUCGUCAAAGCUUUUUGUUGGUGGUCUUUCAUGGGGAACAAAUGACCAGUCGCUAAAAGAUGCCUUUGCUAGCUUCGGUGAGGUUGUUGAUGCAAAAGUAAUCACUGACCGAGAUACUGGCAGAUCAAGGGGAUUUGGGUUUGUGAACUUCUCGGAUGAAGAAUGUGCGAAAGAGGCCAUGAACGCAAUGGACGGUCAGCAACUCGAGGGAAGGAAUAUCCGUGUUAGUAUAGCCCAAGAGCGAGCUCCUCGAAGUGGUGGUUUUGGUGGUCCUGGCAGAUUUGGUGGUGGCUACGGUGGUCAAGCUAACGAGGGCUACUAAGUCACGUUUAUCGCUGUCAACGGGUGCAUGACAACAAUAUUUAUCCUAGUAAAGGACCUGCUGUGAUGAUAGCUUUGUUGAAUUUAUUUUGAAACAUCUUUCUUUUGAGCAAGGUUUUUAGUAUUAAUAAUUUUUCCAGAUUUUGUCACUAGUCUCUUGCCUCCUAGUUGCUCCACCUUUUAUACAGUAAUUUCAUCUCAAAUGCUGUGAAAUUGAUUGUUAUAUACAAGUUUUGAACGGCGAUUGAUGCA